UUGAAAGGCACAGGAGGAGCCCAUCUCGGAAGGGAGCCGGAGGUUGUCUCUGCAGUUCAAGGCUGGCUGCAGCGGCUUUGACCUGGCGCUGUUCCUCUGCAGCAGCGCUGGGUUUUGCAGUGAGGCCAGCGGACGGUGCGGGCGGCCAGAGGAGGGGAGGCGUUGUUUUGCAAAGGCGUCUUCUGCGCCUGGAGAAAGAACACCCAAGGCGAGUCACUAUGGAUAAGAUCCUUGAAGCCAUCGUCAAUUCAUCAUACCCUGAUCAUGUCAAGCAAGGGCUGGUGCGGCGAGUCCUCAAGGCUUCAAAGCAGUCCAUGGACAGCGAGCAGUGUUGGUCAAUGCUUGAACUUUCUACCAAGCUUUUCCUGGUGGGCGACACAAUGUUCAAGAGGUCUGUUGGCAAAGAAGUCCUGGAAGCCUAUGGCCUUUACCACCGCGAGGUCUUUGAGGAGUUCUUCAACGCCCGCUUCCUCUUAAGCCUCCUCCAAGAGGGCUAUGGGCCUCUCGGGAAAAGGAGCAUUUAUGUGUUAGAUUAUAUCCAUCUCGGGUUGUCCUUUGUCUCAGACGGCACGUCAUCUGAUGACAUUUUCAGCCUGCUGAGGACGGAGGUUCUCCGGAAAGUCUGCGAGAGGCCAGGCCUUAAGCAGUGCGUGAAAAUCUGUAAGCUCUUAACCCAGUACCCUCAGUGUAUUCCCAUGGGCAAACGUCAAGCCCUCUUUUGCCAGCAGCUUAUCCGAUGCAUCGGGCAGUUCUGCACUACAUCGGGAAGAGAAGAGGCUGUCGCGGACUUCUUGGACCACGUGAUCAAAGUCAGUCUCUUGCUGCAGAAAAUCUGGAAGGCUCAGAUGUCCUCCAUUCUCCCAUCCUUGAAAGAACUCUUCACAAUAAUCUCUUCGACAGACGAGCAGGAUCCACCGUCUAUUGCCUUAGCCAGUGUGGUCCAGUACGUCCCGCUAGAACUCAUGGAUGGGAUCCUUAGAAACCUCACCAAUGACGACAGCAUCACAGAUGUGCAGAUGAUGAUGGCAAUUGGCAGGAUGAUUGAAUGGGUCUCUUGGCCUCUGGGGAAGAACAUAGACAAAUGGAUCAUUGCAUUGCUGAAGGGCUUGGCCGCAGUGAAGAAAUUCAGCAUCUUGAUUGAGGUCACGCUUUCCAAAAUUGAGAGGGUGUUUUCCAAGUUGCUAUACCCUAUUCUGCGGGAGGGAGCACUCUCUAUUCUGCGUUACAUGCUGCUGAGCUUCCAACACUCCCAUGAGGCAUUUCACUUGCUUCUCCCACACAUCCCCAGAGUGGUCACAGCCCUCAACAAGGAAAACUCCAACUCUGCCACGAGCUGCCUGGAACAGUUGGCCGAGUUAAUCCACUGUAUGUUCUUCCGCUUCUCGGGAUUCCCAGACCUCUACGAACCUGUUGUGGAGGCGAUAAAAGCUCUUCCGAUUCCAAAUGAAGACCGAAUCAAACAUCUGCUCGGGCAGAAUGCUUGGACCUCCCAGAAGAACGAAUUGGCAAGUUUUUAUCCCCGCCUGGCUUCCAAAUCUGAAACGGGGAAAAUAGGGUUAAUCAACCUGGGGAACACCUGCUACAUGAACAGCAUCAUCCAAGCACUUUUCAUGGCCUCUGACUUCAGGCGUUCGGUGUUGAAUUUAGCUGAGAACAAUUCCCAGCCCUUGAUGACAAAACUCCAGUGGCUGUUUGCCUUUCUAGAGCACAGUCAGCGGCCUGCCAUCUCUCCUGAAAGCUUUUUGUCUGCUUCGUGGCCUCCCUGGUUCACCCGGGGAGCCCAGCAGGACUGUUCUGAAUAUCUCAAGUACCUGCUCGAUCGGCUUCAUGAAGAAGAGAGAACGGGAAGAAGAAUCUACCAGAAGCUGAAAGGGUCCACAGUGAUGUCUCAGGCUGAUCAAGAGCGCUCUACAAACAAGACAUUAGUUGAAAAAAUGUUUGGUGGCAAAAUUAAGACAAGAAUCCGUUGUCUGAAGUGCCUAAAAGUCUCUUCCAGAGAAGAAGCCUUCACAGACCUUUCCUUGGCUUUCCCACCAGCUGAUAAGCAUGUGCCUGUACCUGCCAGCAGGACCUCUGUUUUACCUGUGGAAGAAAUGGGCCCACAGACCUUUCAGCCAAGCAUAGAAGUGCAAAGCAGUGUGUGUGAUUCACCAAGGAGAUUAGCUGAGCCUACUGCGCCAGGAGAAGAUCCCUCCAAAGUGUUGCCGGUUGAAACUUUGGGGCCAGACAUGCCUUUCCCUGUGAGAUCGAGGCAAGAUGGCACUGGUGUGAAACCUGCUGAAGACUCUAUGUUGGCUUUGAGGGGGCAAGUUCACGGUCCCAAGGCCUCCAGGUCUGUCCCCGACUUGAUAAAUUAUUUCUUAUCACCUGAGAUGCUGACAGCAGAGAACCGGUAUCACUGUGAGAAUUGCGCAUCCCUUCAGGAUGCUGAGAAGGUGGCUGAACUAACCGAGGGGCCUCACUACCUCAUUCUUACCCUGCUGAGGUUCUCGUUUGACCUGAGGGCCAUGAGGAGAAAGAAGAUCCUGGAUAACAUCUCUGUCCCGUUGAUGUUGAAGCUGCCGGUCCUGAUGUCCUCAGAGGACCUGAGCGGCACGAAUCCUCCAAAGAGUGCAGGGCGUGCUUCGGCUUGCCAGGCCUUUGCUUCGGUGGUGUACGACCUCUGCAGUGUGGUGGUACAUUCCGGAGUCUCCUCGGAGAGCGGCCAUUACUAUUGCUAUGCCAGGGACUGUGAGGAUGUGACAGCAGAAAGUGACCCAAAGAAUGCUUCUUGGGGCAUCGCCUCGGAGAAACCUCCAGAUGUUGCGAUCCAGUGGUACCUCUUCAAUGACACCAGGGUCUCCUUCUCUUCUUUUGAGUCAGUUAGCAAUGUGACCUCCUUCUUGCCGAAGGACACUGCUUAUCUGCUGUUCUAUAGGCAGAGGAGGAGCCGAUCAAAAGACGUGGGGCGUGGGGCCACUGCAGAGUCCGGCUGGGUGAACGGAGACUUGCACUCUCCAGAUAAAAGCCUGAUGGAAGCCAUUGCAAAGGAUAACAUCCUCUACUUGCAGGAGCAGGAAAAGGAAGCCAGAAGCAGAAGUGCCUACAUCUCAGCCUUGCCCAAAUCCCCUCUGUGGUGGAAAGACUUUGAUGGCGGCGAUGAUGAUGGCUCCUCGGGGGGUUGUGGGCACGAUCCUGGCGGAGGAGGAUCAAGCUCUUUUCACGGACUCGUCUUCUAGCAGUGCCGUUUUUGCCCCAAACUAAAUAGCUAGCGCUAGUGUAACCAUCAAGCAAAAGCUCCUCUGUGCUCAGCAACCCUUUGGCCUUUCCAAAUUCUUAGUAACAGGAGAGCUAGGCCCCCAGCGGGCAAGACAGAGCGCCACAGUGGUUUUAAUGCUCUUGCCCUACCUCUCCAUGGAACUCUGGGAACUGUAGUUUUCUGAGGGGUGGUGGCGAUCAGGGAAUUCCCAGCACCCUCACAGCACUACACUUCCUAGGAUCUGCAGGGGGAAUACUGCUGAACUGGGUUUGAAGUAUACUGAAGUGCCCGCCUACACCUCUCCUUGCAGACGUGUUGGAAAUCCUUAUUGUGAAGCCCCCUUGGGGUGUCCAUGUGUGUGUGUCCGUGUUUGUCUGUAUCUUUUUUCAGUCAGUUCAGGGAGGACCAUGCUGCAAGCUGCACUUAAAUCUACAACUCAAGGAAAUUUCCAGUGACAUAGACGCUUCUUGUUGUGAUGCCUUUUCGGAGCAAAGCGGGGGUGCUAUGGUUUGAAUCUUUGUCCUGAUGGGAGUCCUCAUUGCCAUGGAUAUUUUGAGGGUAGGUAAAGUUGAAAGAAGUGGGAGCUUUUGGGGGAAUAAGGCAAUAUGGAGGCUUAUCUUCAGGAGAAAGGGCAGCACAGUUAACAAGCAGGGUUAGCCUUGGGUAUUUAGGCAUGCCUAGAUUGAAUAUUAGAAUGAUGUUCAUACCCUCUUCCUAUAUACUAGAUCCUGAAGUUCCUGGACUUGCUAGCAGUACCUUUGGCUGGUGGCUCCAUGUCAGUGGGGCUGUGGGAUCCAUUCUACGUUUUAGUCUGAACUUUCAAGGUGCUUCCUUGAAAGUUUGGACUAAAACCCGGAGCAAAUUCCACAAUCCCACUGCCAUGGAGCCACUAGCUAAAACUGCUGCCUCAAGUAUCCAGCCUGACCCUGUGGGACAUGAGGGCCCUGGUAAGACCUCCUCUCCCACCUACCACGGUGCUCAGAAGGGCAAGGCAUGCCUCCCCCGGCUGCAGUAGCAAAGGAGCUGCCCUCUACUCUUGUUGACCUAGACCAGGUGUGGGAAACCUUUGGCCUUCCAGAUGUGACAACUACAGCUCCCAUCAGCUCCAGUAAGCAUGGCUAAUGACCAGGGAUGUUGGGAGUUGUAGUUCAGCCACAUCUGGAGGGCCAAAGGUUCCGACCAGGAAAGCCCCCUGUAUUUUCCAUAAGAGGGAAAACCAACAUUCUUUUUUCAGUGCAACAUUUGAGAUGACAGUCUGGGCUGAGAUUAUUUUCUCUUCUCCCCACUUGCCUUCCCCUAUCAGUAUUUUAGUAGACUGUGGCUCAUGUGGUGUCUCUGAAGUAUAUAAGGGCAGAUGUUGGUAAUUGAUUAUUUAGCUGAUUUUUUUUUAAAAAAAACCCAUGGCUGUAACCCAGAUGUAGAGCUCUUUUGCUCUGCGAACUCCCUGCUAUCAAGCUCUAUUCAUCAGUUGCCCAAAUCCACAGUUACAGGCAGGCUAAUAUUUUCCGUUUCCAUAUAAUGGAAUACACUAAUAUAUACAAAUACAAAAAUUACCUCUCUUUUUUGCCUUGGCAGUACCUCUGUGGCAAUGUUGUUCAUUUUUACUUCCUCCAGCAAAGCCCACAUGUUGACCCUUGAGAGGGAUGGUGGGUAUGGCCAGGCCUGCUGCCACAGGCAGCCAGGUUGGACCCUUGCUAAGUGCCUCUGUGGCCUGGAGGGGCCCCUGCUACAGAUCAUAGAGCGGGAGCUCCCAGGCACCGCCCCCCCCCCAAAAAUACAGGCAGUGUGGGCUUAAAUAAGCCCGUCUGCCCCACUUAUUUAUUUAUUAUUUGAUUUAUAUCCCGCCCUUCCUCCCAGCAGGAGCCCAGGGCAGCAAACAAAAGCACUAAAAACACUUUAAAACAUCAUAAAAACAGACUUUAGAAUGCAUUAAAACAAAACAUCUUUAAAAACUUCUUUCACAUUUUUUUUUCAAAAAAAAGGUUAAACACACACACACACACACAUAUUAAAAAUGUUUAAAAACAUCUUAAAAAGCAAUUCCAACACAGAUGCAGACUGGGAUAAGGUCUCUACUUGAAAGAGGAAGGUCUUCAGUAGGAGCCAAAAAGAUAACAGAGAUGGCGCCUGUCUAAUAUUUAAGGGGAGGGAAUUCCACAGGAUGGUUUGCAUGUCAGUAUGCACACCCUGUGCAUUGCACAUGCAUGCCUGCCAUCACACAAGAUGGUGGCAGGGGCAUUCCUAAGGGAUUGACAUCCCCAAUGCCAUCUUGGGUGAUGGCAAGUGGGCAUGUGCGCAAUGCAUGGGACGUGCGCACCGACAUGGGAGGUAGGUCAGGCGGGUGGGCCUCUUUCAGCCCCACACCGCCUCUAUCGGGGGGGUGCUAGGGCAUAUACCGCUGCGCUCAUGGGGCAGGCUGGUGCCCAAGGGCGUGGUCAUGCCUGGCACCAGCCCUGGGGGUGGCUGUCUGGUAGAGCACCUCCUUGGCGCACAGAAGGAGGAAGGCCAUCACUCCGUGCUAGAACAUCUGCCUUGCAGACAAAAGGUCUCACGUUCAGUUCCUGACAUCUGCAGUUAGGGCUGAGAGAGACCCCUGCCUGAAGCCCUGGAGAGCUGCUGCCUGUACUGAGCUGAAUGGCCCAUUGGUCCGACUCAGUAUCUGGCAGCUUCUUGUGUCCCAACUUCAUUACCUGGCAUCUCCGUUUUUAAAGCAGGGAUGGCUACCCUGUGCCCCUCCAGCUACUGUCAGACUGCACCAGGUGUGGGCAACCUUUGGCCCUCCAGCUAUUGUUGAAUGACAUCUCCCAUCAGCCCCAAUAAGCAUGGCCAGGGAUGAUGGGAGUCCUACAACACUGGGAGGAUUGAAGAUUAGCCACCACGGAUCUAAAGAGUGGGUGGGGGGAUCUUGUUUUUCAGGGCUGCCUUCCAUUGUGGGCAAGUUGGCAAGGGUCACAUGCAGGUUCAUGCAGAGCUGCUCCGUAGCCUGACCAUGGAGCUCAGCGGCUGGAGUGUCUCUUGGCUCCAUGUGCUUCUGUCUCUCAUACUUCUGGGGCUAGAUCACAGCAACAAUGGGAGAGAUGGACAGAGGGGAGAGAGACAGAUGGGGGCAGGGCCAACCAGCAGAGGGCUGCGAAUUGGGUGGAAAGGAAAGACUUUGAUGGCCGGGUCUGGCUUGCGAUUUGCUGGUUCUCCAUUCAUGUUUUAAAAGAUCUCGAGGAGCAAGGAUAGGAAAGAUACUGAAGCCUGGGGCCCUGGUGAGGUGCUGCUAGAUCGAGUAGACCGUGUCUUGGGCUGGAUGGACAAAUGGGCAGGCUGUCUUGGUAUCGGGCAUAAGAAGAGCCCUGUUGGAUCAGGUCAGUGGCCCAUCUAGUCCAGCAUCCUGUUCUCACAGUGGCCAACCAGAUGCCCAUGGGAAGCCUGCAAGCAGGACCUGAGCACAUGCCCCUCCUGCUGUUUCCAUCAACUGAUAUUCGGAAGCAUAUUGCAUCUGACAAUGGUGGCAGACCACAGCCAUCAUGGCUAGCAGCCACUGGUAAAAUGGAAAUGGACUGACUUCAAGUCAAUCCCGACUUAUGGCAACCCUAUGAAUAGGGUUUUCAUGGUAAGCUGUAUUCAGAGGGGGUUUCCCAUUGCCUCCCUCUGAGGCUAGUCCUCCCCAGCUGGCUAUGGCCUGCUCAGCUUGCCACAGCUGCACAAGCCAGCCCCUUCCUUGUCCGCAACUGCCAGCUGGGGGGCAACUGGGCUCCUUGGGACUAUGCAGCUUGCCCUCAGCUGCACAGGUGGCAGGGCACAUAACCCCUGAGCCACUCCCUGUGGGGGUGAUCUUUAGCUGGCCCCUGACACCCAGGAGACACGAGUGGGGAUUUGAACUCACAGACUCUGGACUCCCAGCCAGGCUCUCCUCCCCACUGUGCUAUACCAGCUGUGUAGCCUCCAUGAAUUUGUCUUCAUUGUUGUUAUGUGCCUUCAAGUCGAUUACAACUUAGGGUGACCCUAUGAAUCAGCAACCUCCAAUAGCAUCUGUCAUGGACCACCCUGAAAGCAAUCCAAGUUGGUGGCCAUCACUGCCUCUUGUGGGAGCGAAUUCCAUAGUUUAACUAUGUGCUGCAUGAAGUCCUUUUGUUUGUCCUGAAUCUUCCAACAUUCAGUUCCAUUCAAUGUCCACAAGUUCUGGCGUUAUGAGAAAGGGAGGAAAGCUUUUCUCUAUUCCUUUCUCCAGGCUGUGCAUAAUCUUAGUCGCAGCUUUGUAUAAGAACAUGAAGAAAGCCCUGCUACAUCAGACCAAAAGGCCCAUCGAGUCCAGCAUGCUGUUCCCAUGGGCAUCUGGCUAGCCACUGUGAGAAGCCAGCAAGCAGAACAGCAUUCUCUCCCAUCAGCAAUUCCCAGCAACUGGCAUUCAGAAGCAAACUGCCUCUGUGACGAUGUAGGGAGAACAUGGCCAUCAUGGCUAGCAGCCAUUGAUAGUUUAAUCCUCCUUUUGUCUGUCCUGAAUCUUAGGAUCAUAAAAUCAUAGAGUUGGAAGGGGCCUAUGAGGCCAUCAAGUCCAACCCCUUGCUCAAUGCAGGAAUCUAAGUUAAAGCAUACCUGGCAGGGGGCUGUCCAACUGCCUCUUGAAGGCCUCCAGUGUUGGAGAGCCCACCACCUCCCUAGGUCAUUGGUUCCAUUGUCAUACUGCUCUUAACAGUUAGGACGUUUUUCCAAGAUGUUCGGUUGAAAUCUGUCUUCUUGCAACUUGAGUCCAUUGUUCCGUGUCCUGCACUCUGGGACAAUCGAGAAGAGAUCCCAGCCCUCCUCUGUGUGACAACCUUUCAAGCCCUUGAAGAGUGCUAUCAUAUCUCCCCUCAGUCUUCUCUUCUCCAGGCUGAACAUGCCCAGUUCUUUCAGUCUUUCCUCAUAAGGCUUUGUUUCCAGUCCCCUGAUCAUCCUCGUUGCACUCCUCUGAACCUGUUCCAGUUUGUCUGUAUCCUUAAAGUGUGGUGUCCAGAAGUGGACACACUACUCAAGAUGAGGCCUAACCAGUGCCAAAUAGAGGGGAACCAAUUUGUUCUUGAUAAAUACAUGUUGGUUUCUAGUAAUCACUGCAUUGUUUUCAAGGUGCUUACAGAUUGACCGCUUUAUAAUCUGCUCCAUAAUUUUCCCAGGGAUUGAUAUCAGGCUGACUAGUCUGUAGUUCCCCGGUUCCUUCUUCUUCCCCUUUUUGAAGAUUGGGACAACAUUAGCCCUCCUCCAAUCGUCUGGCACUUCACCCAUCCUCCACAGUUUUACAAAGAUAAUAGACAUAAUAGAUGAAAGAUGAUAAUCUUCCAAUAGUCAGCUUCAUUGACUGGCCCUGGGUUCCAUUGUUAUGAGAGAGAAAAUCUUUGACUUUUCCAAUUUCCCCUUGUUACUUGCCUUUUUUCUAAAGUAAAAGACCCCAGAGGGGAGCUGCUCCAAGCCUUUGAUCAUUUUGGUUGCCAUUUUCUGAAUCUUUUCAAGCUGUACAAUUUUGUUUUGAGUUGUAGCAACCAGAACGGUACAUGGUAUUUACACCCUAGUUUUUUAUAACUGCAUAGGGUACUCAUAGUUUUAUUUACAGUUCCUUUCCCAACGAUCCCUAGCUCAGAAUUUGCCUUUUUCACAGUGCCAUACCUUGGGUCAACUUUUUUAUGGAGUUACUUAUUUAGACAUUCUGUAUACUGCUUAAUUACAGUUGUCUCCAAGUGUUGUACAUGAGACUCAAUACAGUGAUUAAAAAUGAGUUAAAACUAUAAAAUCAGAAUUAAAUUAAAAAGCCUGCUGGAAUUAAAAAAAAAGUCUUCAGUAAGUACCAGAAGUUCAACAGGGAGGAAGCCUGUCUGAGCUCAACUGGAAGGGAGUUCCAUAAAAUUGGGCCCACAAUGUUGGAUGCAUGGCAUGGAAUGAGGCAUGCAUCUGAGCCAUGGAGGACCGCUAACAGUGACUCCCCCAGAGACAUCAGUGAUUGAGCAGGGAUCUAAGAGAUCCUCCCCCUCCUCUUCCCCUUCACCCAGAGAUCCCAGAGCAGGUUAAUACAAUUUUAAAAUACGGCAUUAAAAACAACCUUUGUUGUUAUGUGUCUUCAAGUCGAUUAUGACUUAUGGUAACCCUAUGAAUCAGCGACCUUCAAUAGCAUCUGUCAUGAACCACCCUGUUCAGAUCUUAUAUGUUCAGGUCUGUGGCUUCCUUUAUGGAAUCCAUCCAUCUCUUGUUUGGCCUUCCUUUUUUUCUACUCCCUUCUGUUUUUCCCAGCAUUAUUGUCUUUUCUAGUGAAUCAUGUCUUCUCAUGAUGUGUCCAAAGUAUGAUAACCUCAGUUUCAUUAUUUUAGCUUCUAGUGGUAGUUCUGGUUUAAUUUGUUCUACACCCAAUUAUUUGUCUUUUUCGCAGUACAUGGUAUGUGCAAAGCUCUCCUCCAACACCACACUUCAAAUGAGUUGAUUUCUCUCUUACCUGAUUUUUUCCCUACAAUUACAAAAUAGGUCCUAUAUCAGUUAUCAAAGGCCAGGGUAAAGAGGUGCAUUUUCAGCAUUCCCUGAAAACUGUACAGUGAAGUUGCCAGACUUAGGCGGUCCUGGAGGUAUCCUGGGCCUGAGUUAAGGGCCUUGUCAAUCAAUAUAAGAACCUUGACCCUGGCCUGGCAGUGUAGGCACCCCUUGCAAGCUUUUGAGUACCAGAGUUGUGUGCCAGUUAUAGUCUGUCUCCCUCAACAGUCUAGCCACAGUAUUUUGCACCAGCUGGAGCCUCCAAAUCAGGCUCAAGAGUAGCCCCACACAGAGCACAUUGUAAUAACCGAGACUUAUGUUUGCCCACCACAGUGCCAAGAUCUUUUUCCUGCUCACUUACUCCCACUUCAGGCCCAUUAGUGCAUAUGUGAUGUUAGGAUAUCAUUAUUAUUAUCCUCUAUGUGCACACAUUUUAUGUUUGCUUACACAAGUUUGUUUGCCUACAUUGCUUACAUUUUAAUGCCAAAUGCACAUAUGGCAGGGAGACAUGGCCUCUAUGGGCAGGUGAUUAAUCGUAUUGGCAUAGUAAUGGUUCUAUGUUCUGUAUGUUGAACACUUUGAACACCUAAUGCACUGUGUAAAUGUUUUCAUUAGGGUUAUAAAUAACAAAUCCCUCCCCAGGCUGCCUCUGAUUAGGCUAGUUAAGAAUGUCGAUACAAGAGCGUUGCUUUUAGGCACGUCACAUUUAUUUAACAGCAAUAUUUUUUUUAAAGUAUCUAGGUUAAGCGCAAGAUCAGUUUUACAGGGUAAGUGUGUCAAAAUUGUAUUUUUUUUAAAAAGGAAACUCACAAAGAAUAAAUUAAUAAUUUAAAGGAUUAGCAAUCUUUAGCGACUAGAAAAAUUAAUACCAGCUCAAAUAAUGACACAAGACAGAAACUUGCUGCAUACAUUUUUUUUUUUUAAAAGAGCAUUUUUGUCCAUCUAAAAAAAUUACUUUUAUGAAAUAAAACACCCCAUUUCUCCCCCAAUCACCAAAACAGUCAUUCAUUUCAGGACAUUCACAGCUACAAAACUACAAUGUUUCUUUGAUUCAGCACCCUUAAAGCCUCCUCAUCAAACAGCUUUUGGGACACUAUAAAAUUUACCUAAAUGUUUGCAUUAACAAUAGAAUGUUUCCAUUAUGUAGAACCUUGGUUAUUUGAACCCUGGUUUCUGAAUAGCUGAAUUUGAUGGCUUUCCAUGCGGCUACCAAAUCAAUUUGGCCAUUUCUAAAUAGCCUUUUAUUUAUGCGAAUACCCAGUUAGGUGAAUCCUUUCCAAACUAUAUAGUACAAUUGGGUGGCCAGCAGCCACUGAAUACUAGAGCCCCUCUUCCUGUUGGAAUACAAACCUAUGAUGCAGUGGUGCCAGGUUAGCAAUAUGGAAUCUUCCAAGCAGAUUCUCAAAACACUUAUAUUUAUUACAUUUAUAUACCGCCCCAUAGCUGACAUUCUCUGGGCGGUUUACAGCACUUGGGGGUUUGCUCAGAAUGCUUGAGUAAGUAGGAAGGAUGCCUGCCUCUUCCACCCACCUUUGGCUGCUGUUGCAGUGAAGGCCAAAGAAGCACAAAACUAACUGUCCUGGUUGAGGUAGUAACCACAUUAUGAGCUGAGAGUCUACAUCCUCUUCAUCUUGUCGCAGAGCUUGAUGACCAUUGGCAAAAGUGCUGUCUGGUGAGCCCCCCCCCCCCCGGGGACUUUCUAGUGUGGUGUUGCACCUUGUCAUUGUGGGCAAUUUUAAAUGGUGGGCUUGUUGCAGUUCCCUGCCCCAAGUGCUAGACAUGCCCAUACCUGUGGCAGAGUAAAUGGAGCCCAGCUCAGAGCAGGUAUGAAGGUUGGUGGUCCUGAGCAUGCUGGGCAUUGAUCUUGGGCUACCCUGGGCCUGUCUGUUCAACACACUCCCACCCCCACACCUUUUCCAUGUGCUAUUUGUCUAUAGUGCAUUGGCCACAAAAGGAAUUGUUACGAUGGUGCCUCUCAAAAUUUAAACUCUCAAAUGGUAUGCUGCUCUGGGGCCCACUGAAUUCUCAUACAAAAGGUUGCAUAUGUUGACCAUGGCCCCUUAGGAUAGACCUACUUCCUGUCAAAAUCUGAUUGCAUGGCCAUCAUGUGAUCAUGCACAUAGCAUUUGUUUUGACAGCUGGGGGUGUCAUGUCCAGCUAUGUGGCCUUUGUUUUUGGUCAUGUGACUGACUGCAUGUGGGUCACGUGGUCCCAUUUGACCAGAAGUAGAGCCUUCUUACUUCUUGCAUGUAUAUAGUAAUUCCACCCCAGCACAGUGUGACUUUCCCAUAGCCCUAUGAAUGACAAAUGGAAGAAGGGAAGAAUGGUUGGCAAUAAGAAUGUAAGAAGAGCUUGCUGGAUCAGGCCAAAAGCCCAUCUAGUCAACACUCUGUUCUCACAGGGGACAACUAGAGACGCAUGGGAAGCCCACAAGCAGGACCUGAGCACCACAGCAUUCGGCCUACCCGCACUUUCCAGCAGUUGGUAGUUGGAGGCAUACAACUAAGUCCUACUCUCAGGGUACUAGACCUACUGGAAAUUAAUGAACCUAGGUCAGUCAUGUCUAAUAAUUUCAGUGGGUCUACUGUGAGUAGGACUAGCACUGAAUACCACCCUUAUUGUAUUAGAGUGAGUUUGGCAGCAGGGUGAGAAGGCCAGGGUACCUCACUCUGCCCGUCUGUUCCCUGAUUUAAAGAAAACCUAAGCUUUUAAUAUAUUAACUACACAAACAAUCAUGCAGGUAGGAAGCCAGCUGGGCUAUGGGGGCUUUCCAGUGUUUUGCACUGUCUGUAACAUGUAUGACUGUCUGCCUGUUGGACAGAAGUUGUGAGUGUACAAUGAGCUUCUGCUUCUUCUGGAACAGGUUUGUUUCCUUGAAGCCAAGAUGGCUGACCUCAGAAGCUGAGGGAGGCAGAGAGGGUUGUCGAAGAGGCCUUCAGGGACAUUACAGCUGUAUCCCAUUCCCAGGAUGAUUGCUGUCCCGCUAUCAUGGAGAAUGAGGGCCUUUGGGUAGGACAGCGUCUAUCUGAGGGAAACAAUUCCUUAGAACGGACCCAUUCCUUGGGGGACUACCAGCUAUCCUCUUCAUGGCAAGGAUACUUCUUCGGGGUGGUGGUGGUGGAAGGAUCCUAGUUGUGGGUGAUUCAAUAAUUUGGAACAUUGAUAAUGGGGUGUGUGAUUGGCGUACAGACUGCAGGAUGAUUUGUCUGCCUGGUGUGAAGGUUGGGAAUGUUGUCCGUCAUCUAGAUAGCUUGCUAGAUAGUGUUGGGGAGGAGUCAGUGGUUGUGGUGAAUGUUGGUACCAAUGACAUAGGGAAAUGCAGUCGUGAAGUCCUGGAAGCAUGCUGAAAGCCAGGACCUCCAAAGUAUCUUUCUCUUAAAUGCUACUGGUUCCACGUGCAGGACCAGUUAGACAGACACAGCUUUGUAGUCUGAAUGCGUGGAUGAGACGAUGGGGUUUGGAGAAGGGGGCUUGGAUCUGUUAGGCACUGAGGAACAUUUUGGGACAAGCCAGGCCUGUACAGAAGGGACGGACUCUACUUGAACCCGGAUGGAACCAGACUGAUGGCAAAAUCAAAAAGGUGGCAGAGCAGCUUUUAAACUAGUUGUGGGGGGAAAGCGGACACUAAUUGUGGGGGGAAAGCGGACAGGAGAUGAGGAGGGUCCAGUUCAGGACAAAUUGAUGAAAAUAUAAAUGGGGCAAGCCUAGAACUAGGUGUUUAUUUAUUAUUUGAUUUAUAUCCCGCCCUUCCUCCCAGCAGGAGCUCAGGGUUGUGAGUGCAGGGGCACAGGAUAGCAAUUCAGAGGCCAAAGUAACACGGGCCAAACCAAAAGUGCCAAAGACACUUGAAGAGAGACACUGCAUAUACAGGCAGGCCCCACUUAUAUGGCAGGUUCCGUUCCGAACUGCCGCCGUAAAGCGGAAAUCACCAUAAAGCGAACCCCAUUGAAAAUAAUGGGGCGCGUUGCGCGAAAAUGUCACAAAAGCGUAAAAACGGCCCUAAAACAGGGAAUUUCCACUCAUUGAAAGCCGCUGCAUCAGUGGAACGCCGGAAAACGGAACGCCGGUAAGCAGGAUGUAUUGGAGGUGGUGUCACUCUUUAUGUGAAAGAGGGCACUGAAUCCAGAAAACUAGAACCCCUGAAAGAGGCAGAUUCCUCCACAGAAUCGUCGUAGGUGGUGGUACUGGACCCCAAGAGUAAUUUAGUACUGGGGAUGGUCUAUCGUUUCCCCUGAUCAAAAUGCUUAGGAAGCUCUUGAGAUGAAAAAUGAAAUUGAGGAAGCAUCCAAACUAGGAAAUGUUGUAGUCAUGGGUGGCUUCAACUACCUUGACACAGACUGGCUACAUAUGUGUCCCAGUCAUGACAAAGAGGUAAAAUGUCUAGAUACCUUAAAUGACUGUGCCCUAGAACAGUUGGUCAUGGAACCAAACAAAGGGAUGGCAACCUUGGACUUGAGGGGCAUCCAGUAUCUGGUGCGAGAGGUAAGUGUUGUUGAAUCAAUUGGGAGCAGUGAUCAUAGCGUUAUUAAACACACAUGGAAACAGCCAAUUACCAAGAAAAUCCAACAUGGUCACAUUUGACUUCAAUAGAGGAAACUUCCCCAAAAUGAGGGGAUUGGUAAAAAGAAAGGCAAAGUCAAGAUGUAAUCUCUCCAAAUGCUUAGGAGUUGUUUAAAAUCACAAUAUUAGAAGCUCAACUGGAGUAUAUACUACCAGAGCCAAGAGGAUGCUGGUAUAGUUCAAAGAAGCUAUUAGAGGCAAGAAGUCUUCCUUCAAAAAACAGAAGUCUUGACUGAAUGAGGUGAAUGAAAAGAGACACCAACUCUGGCAAAAGAAGUGCAAGAAGACAAUAAGGGAUGCUAAAAAAAGAAUUUGAGCACAUUGCUAAAAACAUAAAAGCCAACAACAAAAAGUCUUUAAAUACAUUCAAAGCAGGAGACUGUCUAUGGAGGCAGUUGGAUCUUGGAUGACAAGAGAGUCAAAGAUGUGUUAAAGCAGGAUGAGAAGAUUGCAGAGAAGCUAAAAAAAUUCUUUGCAUCUGUCUUCACAGCAGAAGAUAUAAGGCUGAUCCCUGUGCUUGUACUAACUUUUGCAGGAAGGGAGUCUGAGGAACUGAGGCAAAUAGUGGUGAUGAGAGGUGAAGUUCUAGGCUUAACAGACAAAAUAAAAACUGACAAAUUGCCAAGUCUGGAUGGCAUCUACUCAAGAGUUCUCAAAGAAUUCAAAUGUGAAAUUGCUGAUGUUCUAACAAUAUGUAAGCUGUCUCUCAGAUCCACCCCCAUACUUAAGGACUGAAAAGUGGCCAAUGUAACACCAAUUUGAUCCCAGAAAUGACAGGUCACAUAGCUUAACGUCUGCCCCAGGAAAACCAGUAGAAAGUAUUGUUAAAGAUAAAAUAACCAAGCAUAUAGAAGAACAAGCCUUGCUGAAGCAGAAUCAGCAUGGCUUCUGCAACGGUAAGUCCUCCCUCAUUAACCUAUUGCAGUUGAGAGUAUCGACAGAUAGAGGUGAUCCAGUGGACAUAGUGCACUUGUACUUUCAAAAUGCUUUUGACAAGGUACCUCACCAAAAACUCCUGAGUAAGCUCAGCCAUCAUGGAAUAAGAGGAGAGGCCUCUUGUGGAUCAGAAACUGGCUAGGAAACAGACAGCACAGAGUAGGAAUAAAUGAACAGUUCUCCCAAUGGAGGCAUGUAGAAAGUGGAGUCCCCCCAAGGAUGUUUUUUAACUUGUUCAUAAAUGCUCUAGAGUCAGGGGUGAGCAGUGAGGUGGCCAAGUUUGCUGAUGAUACUAAAUUGUUCAGGGUUUUUAAAAGAAAAAGGGAUUGUGAAGAACUCCAAAAAAACCUCCCCAAACUGAAUGGGCAAUAAAAUGGCAAAUGCAAUUCAAUGUAAAUAACUGUUCUUAUGUAUAUUGGAACAAAAAAAAAAUUAAUUUCACAUAUACACUCAUGGGGUCUGAAGUGGCAGUGACUGACCAGGAACGAGAUCUUGGGGUUGUAGUGUAUAGCUCAAUAAAGAUGUCAGCCCAGUGUGUGGCAGCUGUGAAAAAUGCAAGUUUGAUGCUAGGGAUCAUUUGGAAAGGUACUGAAAAUAAAACUGGUGAUAUCAUAAUGCAAUUAUAUAAAUGUAUGUUGCGGCUGCAUUUGG
This is a messenger RNA of Rhineura floridana, 15862 nucleotides long. RefSeq names its product ubiquitin specific peptidase 35 (gene USP35). Gene Ontology annotation, molecular function: cysteine-type deubiquitinase activity; cysteine-type endopeptidase activity. Bases 219 to 3218 code for a protein of 999 amino acids. Gene Ontology annotation, cellular component: cytosol; nucleus. Gene Ontology annotation, biological process: protein deubiquitination. The transcript has 11 exons. Lineage: Eukaryota; Metazoa; Chordata; Lepidosauria; Squamata; Rhineuridae. The record is from RefSeq and is a predicted model, not a curated record.